Molecule: messenger RNA, 1546 nt
Organism: Pocillopora verrucosa
Lineage: Eukaryota; Metazoa; Cnidaria; Anthozoa; Scleractinia; Pocilloporidae
Product: probable 2-ketogluconate reductase
Molecular function (GO): oxidoreductase activity, acting on the CH-OH group of donors, NAD or NADP as acceptor; NAD binding
Source: RefSeq, a predicted model, not a curated record
UGAAGAUAUAUUCUUUGUUCGCGUCGUUCGUAAUGGAAGCAAGCUCGAGACCUGUCGUUGUUCGUUUUCCUGCUAUCAUACUGCCAACUGAACUUCAAAAAAUGGUAGAUGAAGCUGACAUCGAUAUGAUCGUCGCCAAUCCUAGCGAAGUUUUUCAAAUGAGCGAAGAAAGUACUCGAAGAGUUGCAGGAAUGGUGCUUUACACAAAAACAUAUUGUAAAAUAAGCGGAGAGUUGAUGGAUUGCUUUCCUAAUCUCAAAGUUAUCAGUAAUUUUGGUGCUGGUGUGGAUAAUGUUGAUGCAGUGGCGGCCUCUGAACGUGGAAUUGCUGUGGGAAACACUCCUGGAGUUUUGUCAGAUUGUACAGCAGACAUGGCAUUCGCUCUGUUAAUGGCUUCCGCGAGAAAUAUAGUGGAAGGUGACAAAAUUUCUAAAAGUCCCGAAACUAAACAGAUCUCUUACUUGCAUGGUUAUUACGGCAGGAGGGUGACCGGAUCAACCAUCGGAAUUGUUGGUAUGGGCGGGAUUGGAAGUGCUGUGGCUAAACGAGCUAAUGGAUUUGACAUGAGAAUUGUGUACCACAACAGAAACAGACGUGAAAUCGAGGAGAAGAAAUUUGGUGCUCAAUACUGCAACACUCUAGACGAGCUGCUCUGUCAGUCAGACUUUGUAGUGCUAUGCACUCCUCUUACUAAAGAAACAGCAAACCUGAUAACAGAAAGGGAGUUAGCUCUGAUGAAAUCAACAGCGACACUUGUUAACAUCGCACGUGGAGGAAUCGUCAAUCAAACUGACCUGAGCGAAGCGCUACAGAGCGGAGUAAUAAGAGCUGCUGCGAUGGACGUCACAGAUCCCGAGCCCCUGCCUAGAGACCAUCCGUUAUUAAAACUACCUAAUGUUAUCAUUACGCCGCAUAUGGGAUCAGCAACUGUCUACACAAGAAUGAAAAUGAUGGAGGUGGUUUUAAUGAAUCUUAAAGCUGGCUUGAAUGGAGAGAAGUUGCCCUUUAGGUUUAAUUAGAGAGCUUUCAGGAAGGAGGGACGGAGUUCGUAGUCGUAAGUGUACACUAGUAAAGGAAUGGUUGUUGGAAAAUAAUUAUUCACUGAACUGUUAAAGUCGAUGUAGUAUUCAAUGGGUGGUUGAGUGCUACUUAUACUUCGUUCAACGUAGUUUUGUCGCCGUCGUGGACGUCAACAACCGACUGACUCCCCCGAGGCCAGUUUCCUGCACUCAUUCUUGACUCCUUUCGCUUCGCUUUGAAAACACUCAUCAUGAAUACAGGACAUGCUAGUCUCUCACGCCUGAAUAAUAAAUCCGGAAUAUUUAUGCAUAUGUAAUUAUAUUAUUUGUUAGCUUUAUUCAGAUAAUAGCAGUAUUCGGUGACACUCUGUGUUCAUUAAUUAGCACCUUGACGGUAGAGAUUUAAUCUCGGUCUGUAACUUUGCUGUGUCUGUAACUUCUUUUUAGAGGGCAUUUGGAUACCGGCAGGACAGCGAAUAAAUCAGCAUGGUGUGGACUGAAAAUUCACGUUCUAUGAUAUCAAUUAA